Cryptomeria japonica (Japanese cedar) is the source of this 414-nucleotide messenger RNA. RefSeq names its product cyclin-dependent kinase B2-1-like. Gene Ontology annotation, biological process: protein phosphorylation; regulation of G2/M transition of mitotic cell cycle; regulation of gene expression. The transcript has 5 exons. Gene Ontology annotation, molecular function: cyclin-dependent protein serine/threonine kinase activity; cyclin binding; ATP binding. The coding region runs from base 1 to 414 and encodes 137 amino acids. NCBI's taxonomy places the organism in Eukaryota, Viridiplantae, Streptophyta, Pinopsida, Cupressales, Cupressaceae. Gene Ontology annotation, cellular component: cytoplasm; cyclin-dependent protein kinase holoenzyme complex; nucleus. The record is from RefSeq and is a predicted model, not a curated record.
AUGCCCAUUUCCAAGAAGGAAAAGAAAAUGGAAGUUUACGAGAGCUUGGAGAAGAUUGAGAAGAUUGGAGAAGGAACUUAUGGUAAGGUAUACAAAGUGAAGGACAUUAACACAGGUCAGAUUUUCGUGCUUAAGAAGCUCAAGAUCGAGAAUAAUGAUGAGGGAGUUUCCGUCAGUACACUAAGGGAGAUAUCACUCUUAAGGGCACUUUCUAAUAGGUCUUACAUUGUAAGAUUGGUUUCUCGCAAUCUUUACUUUUUAAGCGAUGUUAAACAGGACUAUACAGAUUUUAUUAUCAUAGCAGAGUAUAUUAAAUUUUUGGCUGAUAGAAUAGUUCAUGGAAGUCUGUUGCCUUCAUGGAGACCCUUGAAUCCUGCUAUUGGACGUGAAACAAAUAAGGAACAAAGUGGGUAA